GGUUUGGCUUUAAUCAAAAUGCCCCUCUUUCUUUUGAGAAACACUGCGCUUCUUCCCUCAAUCCCACUUGGAAUUCAAACCAUUUCCUCCGCCAAAAUGCGAAGAACACGAAGUUCCCUCAACCAAGAAACUCCUUCCCAGAAAAACCCAGGUUGUGAUGGCUCAGGGGGAAGCUCCGUUCCUGAACUUCGUGUUUUCAUCCGAAAAAAGAGAGUUAAAAAGACUGUGGAAGUCAUAGCCAAGGAGGUCAAGGAAGAAUCUUCUGGCAAAAAACUUGUUAAACUGCCUGAGAUAGAGGAUUUUUCCUAUUCGAAGGAAGCUACACAUUCCCAGUCAACACCUUCCAAAUCCGUGCGUUUGACAGGAGAAAAAGCUCUAUCCCAGUUGACGCAAACAGAAAUUAAAGGCUUCAGUCUAUCUGAUCCACUACAGCCACCUUUGAACUGGGAAAAAGUCCUUGAAGGAAUCCGCAAGAUGAGAUCCGCAGAAGAUGCACCUGUAGACUCCAUGGGUUGUGAGAAAGCUGGGAGUUCACUUCCUGCCAAGGAAAGAAGAUUUGCAGUCCUUGUAUCAUCACUCUUGUCAAGCCAGACCAAAGAUCAAGUUAAUCAUGGAGCUAUCCAGCGUCUCCUUCAAAAUGGCUUGCUUGCUGCAGAUGCCAUUGACUCAGCAAAUGAAGAAACAAUCAAGAGUUUGAUAUAUCCAGUGGGGUUUUACACGCGAAAGGCUAGCAACCUGAAAAAAGUAGCAAAAAUUUGUCUAUCAAAAUACAAUGGGGACAUCCCUAGUUCUCUGGAAGAAUUGCUUCUGCUCCCAGGAAUUGGUCCCAAGAUGGCUCAUCUAGUUAUGAAUGUUGCAUGGGAAAACGUCCAAGGGAUAUGUGUAGAUACUCAUGUGCAUCGUAUUUCUAAUCGGCUUGGAUGGGUAUCACGUCCUGGAACUAAGCAGAAAACGAGAACCCCUGAGGAGACUAGGGAGUCCUUGCAACUUUGGCUUCCAAAGGAAGAAUGGGUGCCAAUCAAUCCUCUCUUGGUUGGGUUUGGUCAGACCAUUUGUACUCCUUUGAGACCACGUUGUGCAAUCUGUACAGUAAGUGAUCUCUGCCCAUCCGCAUUCAAAGAGGCAGCAAGCCCAUCUUCCACCCCCAAAAAGUGACGUUUGAUGGAAUUUCAACCAAGUUUUGCAGUGAGGGCACAAUUCUCUC
Messenger RNA from Solanum verrucosum, 1204 nucleotides. RefSeq names its product endonuclease III homolog 1, chloroplastic-like. The transcript has 11 exons. Gene Ontology annotation, molecular function: DNA-(apurinic or apyrimidinic site) endonuclease activity; oxidized pyrimidine nucleobase lesion DNA N-glycosylase activity; 4 iron, 4 sulfur cluster binding. The record is from RefSeq and is a predicted model, not a curated record. Lineage: Eukaryota; Viridiplantae; Streptophyta; Magnoliopsida; Solanales; Solanaceae. Gene Ontology annotation, biological process: nucleotide-excision repair; base-excision repair; base-excision repair, AP site formation. The coding region runs from base 19 to 1155 and encodes 378 amino acids. Gene Ontology annotation, cellular component: nucleus; chloroplast nucleoid.